Molecule: messenger RNA, 9831 nt
Organism: Haliotis rufescens (red abalone)
Lineage: Eukaryota; Metazoa; Mollusca; Gastropoda; Lepetellida; Haliotidae
Product: laminin subunit gamma-1-like
Exons: 36
Coding region: 353-6751 (2132 amino acids)
Source: RefSeq, a predicted model, not a curated record
UCGAUGGGUGCAACAUGUGUUCACGGGCGAAGUAAUUCCAAUUCAGAUAUUUCUCGGAAGACUUAUUUUCACGAAGGGAGGAUACCUCGAGAAGUAACCAAGACCAAGGUUCUCAUUCCAUUUGGAUUAUUUAAGUGAAAGAUAUUAUUUUCAACUUGUCCGGAAGAAGAGCAGAUCGUGUCCAGAAUCAACAAGUGUACAUUGAUUAUAUAGGGGUUUCGUGACGUUCUGAAGUGAACGGUGUGUAGAUGUGUGAGUCAUGGUUAAAUCAAUCGUCUGAAGGCGUGAACGACUGAUGUAGACUUCAGCAUAGACGCUACUAAGUGCUAACUACCCACCGCUAAUCACCACGAUGUUCGUCAUGGCACCGUAUGCUCAAACCACUGUUUACCUGUGUGUCAUUGUCUUCAUACAUCUUUGUUGCGGUCAGACUUGUCCAGGAGACCGCGGUUGUUACCCAGAUGACCAGGAACUUGUUUGGGCAACAGCUUCAGCUCCAUCAGCAAGAACCACAACAGCUAAUUCGACAUGCGGCGACCCGAAUCAAACGAUAUAUAUGAGUUUGGAUACCAAUGAUACCGCGAACCACACGUGCGCGUCGAACGCUCAUCCUAAGGAACAUAUGAUAGACAAAGACAACAAAACUAUCACGAUAGGCAGUGAUACGUAUUAUGAACUUCAACCUAUAUGGACGACGUAUUGGCAGUCCCAAAAUACUGUUGACGCUGACGGUAAUCGUACCGUUGUAGAAGUCGUUGUCAAUUUUACGGAUGUUUUUCUUAUAUCCGAGGUACAGUUAUAUUUUGCUGCUCCUGGCGUCCCCAAUGUCACGGACGACGCCCGACCUGCCGCCAUGUAUAUGGAGCGUUACUUGAACGGAAACUGGACAGUAUGGCGUUAUUUUGCUGAAAAUUGUAACGAUUUCCCCCAAACACUACCGUCGGCAACAGAUCCCAUCACAGCUUUCUGUACGCAAAUGACAAGGGGCGAUAUUUCAAAAGAACAACAAAACGCUUUCAGGAUCGAGCUUCACCCUGCAAACGAAUACAACACCGCGUUCAGGUCGAACCGGACAGUGGGGGAGUACUACACGGCUUCGGCAGUCCGGGUCACCCUCAUCAAGCCAGCCAGCCCGACACCUCUCCGGUCUUAUUAUGCUAUAGCGGAUAUCAAAGUAGAUGGGACCUGUCACUGCCUCGGACAUUCAGCAACGUGCACGGGACCUAACAUGAACGAAUGUGUCUGCAGCCACAAUACGGAGGGGGCCAACUGCGAGAAGUGUAAACCUCUCUUUAACAACAAACCUUGGAGUAUGGGAACUCCGACCUCAUCGAACGCAUGUGAAGCGUGCAGCUGCAACAGUCGGGCAGGUGCGUGUGUGUACAACGCCACCAAGGGCCACGGUAUCUGUACAGACUGUACGGGCAACACAGCGGGAGACAACUGUACAGACUGUAAAUCCGGGUACUUCUCCAAUCCGUCCCAGAUGCCAGGCUCCACGGUGGCACCGGCACCCAAUGGCACCACGUGUAAAGGUCACGAUGGUUCUGGAAGUAUAGACUAUAACUGCAACGAGUACUGCAUCCCCUGUAACUGCAGCGGUCUCGGCUCGAUGCAGUCCAGCGGCUACAAGUGUGACACAACGACCGGCCAGUGUGAGUGUAAAUCUCUGGUUCAAGGCAGGACAUGCGACGAAUGUAAAGACGGAUAUCACACCUUGAAUGGCCUACUUCCUAUCGGGUGCACAGCAUGCUCCUGUGACCCUGUUGGAACCUACAACAGCUCCAACUUCUGUGAUAAACAGACUGGACAGUGCGUGUGUAAGAAUAACACACAGGGUAGCCGCUGCGACGCAUGUAAGCCGGAGACAUACAACCUACAGCUAUCUAACGUAGAAGAUGGCUGUACGUCAUGUGCGUGCGACGUCGGGGCCGCAGUCAACAACACCUGUCACGUGACUACUGGUGACUGCACAUGCCGCAGCAACAUCGAGGGCCAGAACUGCACAGCGGUGAAGGCAGGGUUCUUUGUGCCCAGGUUGGACUACUUCACUUACGAUGUGGAAUUCGGAACAUUGAAGGGUGGAGUGGUUGAGGAGGCCCCUGGUCAUGGCCAGCUCACAGCGGAUCUCACAGGAACCGGUUACGUGCAGUUAGCCCCGGGUACUUUCGUUGAUGUUGAGGUUCAGUUACCACCCAACCUCAUCCGGGAGUUCAAGGUGGUUGUCAGAUACAAGUCAACAAGCGCGGUCGCAGAGAGCCUGGCACUUCGAAUAAGCAUGCCGAGUGGUGGAGAUUACACAUGCGAAGGAACCACCAUCACUGCAGCACAAACAUGGUCCGAGACGCUGUCUGCACCUGGCCCAGUUCCUAAAUCUUCCCUGGAACUGACGACAAAAUUCUGUGCGACUUCUGCCUACAAAUAUAUCAUUAAUGUUACCGCCACUGCCGGCAACACAGGCAGCAUCAUGGUGGAUUCGGUUGUGCUUCUACCUGAUAUUAUAAGACUGUCGGCGUACAUCAAUUCUUCGGACACUGUCAAGUCGGAGAUGGACGCCUGUCAUGCAGCCAGCAAGGUCGUGGAUGUGGCCCAGCAGCAGUCUGGGAACUGCUCCUCCCUGGAAUACUCAAUCAUGGCGGAGUUUGUGAAUGGAGCGAUACCCUGCGCCUGUGGCAAUGGGACGGUGACGGCGUCAGCGACCAUGUGCAACCCUAUGGGGGGACAGUGCGAAUGUCGGGAGGGCAUGAUCAUGCGGGACUGCUCCCUCUGCCAGGUGGACUCCUACGGCACAAACUGCUCAGCAUGCAACUGCAACAGGUUCGGCUCUGUCAAAUUAUCAUGUAAUGGGACUGGCGUAUGCACAUGCCAAGCUAACGUCACGGGUAGCAAGUGCACGGCCUGUCUGCCGAACCACUACGGACUGGUCACAGGGAACGGCUGUUCCCUCUGCACCUGCAACAUGGACUACUCCGCCAACAACUCCUGCAGUGACAAUGGCCAGUGCUCCUGCAAGCCAGGCGUUGGGGGGCUCCUGUGUGACCAAUGCCUUGAUGGUUUCUUCAAUUUGACGACAACUGGGUGUACAUCUUGCGGCUGUGAGGCCAACGGCAGCAACAGCAACGUCUGUAACAAGACUUCGGGAGUCUGCCCCUGUAGAGCCAACGUGCAGGGAGACAAAUGCAUGCAGUGUAAAGAAGGAUUCUACGGUCUGGGAAGCUGGACAAGUGAUGGCUGUCUCAAGUGCGAGUGUUCCGGUCACUCAAGCAACUGCACCACUGCCACAGGGUGGUACCUCACCCGGACGGAGAGUCACUGGACAUUGGAAAAUGUAAAUGCGGCCACUGGUGACCGCUGGACCGGCAAGGAUGACCAGGGAAAUAACGUGACCGUUGACGACCCGCUGCGACUUAAUGAAGUGCCCUCGGACCCCUCAGCUCAAUAUGUGAUGAGGUUGGUGAACAGUGGCAACAACAUCAACCGUCGUCACAUGUACUUCGUUGCGCCGGCGAAGUUCCUGGGCAACAAGAAGACGGCGUAUGGACUUUCAAUGACGAUCCAGAUGCAGGUGAACGUAACGGAGGUUGCCGCGAACAAGUACAAAGAAGGAGACGUCCUGCUACAGGGCAUGGGGCUGCCGUACACUCUCACCACCAGCCUCGUCCCGCCCACAGAUGUCCAGAUCCGCACCUAUGUGAUAAGGAUGCACGAGGACAGUUGGAUGGUGAACAGUACAGAUGGACAGAACGCCACUUAUGAGCAGAUGAUACAGACACUCACGGAGUUGACGUCGUUCAGGAUCCGUGCCAAGUUCAGCAAUGCGACUGACGCAGCCUCGGAUCUGUUUCGAGUGGUAAUGGAACACGCGACCAACAACCAGUCAGCUAGCACAGGGACACCCACCACCAACGUGGAGCAGUGUGUCUGUUCUGUGGAAUAUGCGGGUUCAGGCUGUGAGAAGUGUGCUGGCGGCUACCGUCGUACAGUUGCCUACAGUGGGCCGCCGGGCGUGUGCGACAGCUGUCAGUGCAACAAACAUGCCGUGUCAUGUGACCAGGAGACCAGCGUGUGCACGUGCAGAGACAACACGACAGGGCCUCAUUGUGAGACUUGUCUGCCAGGUUUCUAUGGAAACCCACUAGCCGGGACUCCAGGAGACUGUAAGCCGUGCACUUGCCCAGGGAAUGUAAUCGCAAAUGACGUGAAUGUGUUUGCCAUGGAGUGCAGUCUCAACACGACCUCGGGGGGUCCGACUUGUAUCAACUGUACUGUCGGCCAUGAAGGCGAAAUGUGUGAAUCCUGCAUACAGACAUAUUACGGACAACCUGCAAAUGUCACAAACAAUGACGGUAAAUGUAGAACAUGUUCCUGCAACAGCCGAUCUGAAAACUGCGACCGUCUGACCGGCACGUGCAUCGACUGCCGCGACAACACCACCGGCCAGCAGUGUGAAGAAUGUGCCCCCUCCUUCUUCGGUGACCCCUCAAAGGCCCCCUGCACACCAUGCACCUGCACAGUGUCUGUGGGUGCAACUGGGGAGUGUGACAACAAAGAUGGCCGCUGCAAGUGCAAGCCCAACGUUGAAGGAUUUCAGUGUGACAAGUGUGUCGUGAACGCCUACAACUACUCAAGUGGGGAAGGGUGCACUAUGUGUGACUGUCACAAUCUUGGCGCCACAAGUCAGCAGUGUAAUAUAACGUCAGGGAUAUGUCCGUGUCGUACCAAUGUUAAUCAACGGAGGUGCGACUCCUGCGCUGAUGCCUUCUGGAAUAUCAACGUCAACAGAGGAUGUGAUGCCUGCCUCUGUGACGUACAGGGGAUGCUGCCAGAGUCUGCCGGCAAGUGCAACCUGACGUCGGGACAGUGCACAUGCAAAAACUCUGCCUUCACUGGAAUUAAGUGUAACACUUGUUCUCCAGUGUUCUUUGGAACCUAUACAUACAUCAACCUAUUUUCCCUUGGUUCAUUUCCCAACUGCGGGCUGUGUGGCCAGUGCUUUGAUGGAUGGGCCAAGAAGAUAGACGCUCUGGGAACGGAGGUGUACAAGCAGUUCAACGAUACUGAUCAACUAUGGAGAAACUACAACAGAUGGAAGGUGUCUGAUGCAGCCCCUAAACUCGCCAGCAUGCGCUCAAACAUCAGCCUGGCACAGGGCUCCAUACAGCGCGCCGGGAACUUCACGCAGCUCUUGUCCGGACUUCAGGCAGACCUUCAGAAGGUAUCAGAUCGAGUGGCAAAUCUCAGCAGUGACGUGGACCGCCUCCAACUUCAAUACAACACAGCAAAUGCCACCUACAACACUCUCCGCACCUUCACCGGGACUGUGGACAUUGACAACGCCACCAGCGUGUCUGAGCAGUCAUUAGAGGCCAACGUCAGAAAUCUGUCGGCACUGAUCGGAAGUGAACACACCGAUGGAAACACCACGUGGCAGGAGAUACUGAAACUAUCCAUCCUCGUGGGGAGCACGGGGGACCAAUCUCGGGUGCUGCAGUACCGCGUUGACAACGCCAUGAGAGAAUUGGCAGCCGCCAUGCAAACAUUCAAUCUGAUGAUCAACAUUUAUAAUGCGAGUUUCCUGUACGGAUAUAAUACGAAUGAAAAUGCCUUGACUACUGCCAAAAACAUAGUUGCAAAAGCAGAAAGUGAUUACAACAGAUUGAUAGAGAUUCUCAAUGGUAUUGCAGCACAGAACAUGACAUCCAGUGCUAUAAUUGACGGUCUGAGCGCUCAGUCCUCCACACACAGGGACAAUAUGGCGGCAGUUAGCACAUCGAGUGCUAGCACCAAGACCUUGGCCACACAGGUCCUGCAAGAGGCCAAAGACACGCUCGCCAUUGUCAAUGUCUUUCUGGCCGCAGCCCAAACCAGCAAGGCCAACUUGACCACUGCCUUCCAGGACGUGAUUCUGGGCAUUGAGUCCCUCAACAGUCUGAUGACCAAACUGACUCAGGCGGAGGGGGUCUACCAGAACAUAAGCGCAAUAACGCUGCGACCACAGUCAGACAUGGCGGCCAUUUCUAGCAACAUCUCCACCAUCAUCAUCAACAUGGCGACCGUUGAUUCGACCAAUCAGAAGGCAGAUGAAGCACUCGUCACAGCGCAGCAGGCAAUGGUCAGAACACAGAAGGCCAGGGAUGACUCACAGCAGGCCAAGGAGGAGGUUGAGGGCAUACAGACUGCGCUGAGCCAGGCGGCCACCCUCAAGACCGAGGUCAUGACCCUGAAGCAACAGAGUGAUGCUCACAACCAGACCAUCUACAACGUGCUGGGGAUGGCCCAGGCUUACAGCAGCCAGGUGACGUCGUUGGCAACACUCACCAGCUCCAAUAUCAACAACAUCGAGACCUUCAUUGCCUCCAUCAACCAAUGCAUCACAGACAGCACCCUCCAGGCGGGCGGGCUCCGCACAGCCGCUCAAUCUGCUCUCGACAAAGCUACGGAGGCUGAACAGGGUCUGAGCACUAUCAACAGCCUGACAAGUGCCAUUUACUCACGCGUGGGCCAGAACAACGUGUCAGCACCCUUCAACAUCAUCGACAACGUCAACAAUGACAUGACUACACUGGAGACCAACUUCAACAGUGUGGAAUCCACCAUAGACUUAAAUGCGAUGUUACAGAAGUACCUGGAACAACUGAGGGAGAUUGAGCUGGUCAAGACACAGAUGCAGACCCUAGAAACAGAACUGGAUGAUCUCAUUGUGAGACUGGAUUUGAAAACAGCAUCGACAACAUCACAGUGCAGUAACUGAUGCAGCUCCGACUCUGUCAUGUACAGACGUGACGGAAACUCAUCAUUGUAUACUGUCAUCAUCAAGCUUCAUUGGCGGGUUCAGAGGGGGGAGGAGGAGCACACCCUUUGUGGCACACACUGUACGAGUAUACAGUGUCAGUGCUUCUAUCAUGUGCUUCAGUUGACAUUGUUACUUGGAAAUGUGCAUACCACACCCACAUGCACCCACACACCACUACACACACACACCCCUACACAUACCUACACCACCCCACACACACCCAACACACACACACCUCUACACACCCACACACCACUACACCACCCCACACACACCCAACACACACACACACCCCUACACACCUAGACACAUACCCACACAUCCCACGCUCCCAUUGACCCUCCUCUCCCCUCCCCACUUUCAAAAUAUCUUGGAUCCACCCCGGGUUUACAUUGGACAAGGAUUCUGAAAGAGUCCCAACCACUGAAUCCUGCAUCAUCGCAGGACAUUGAACAAUGAGUUUACUGAGGUUUUAGGUGUGUCAGUACAUUUCUACAUCAUCACCAUCAGUUUUGCAAAAACUGGAUCCGCCUCUAAACAUCCAAAGAACAUUGACUAGUGACUUUCAGUACUGAACAGAUGUUAUGGAAGCCCAUUGUCGCCAUCCGAUGAUCAUCAUCCGUUCCACACUGAACAAUGAGUUCAUUAACGGUUCCCCAACACGGAACAGAUGUGUCUGUUCAUCUCUACAUUGUCGCCAUCAACCACUACACCGGUGGUGGUGUGUGAAUUUCGGUCUGUCACGUUUUUUCUUCACAUCGUGACUUGGUACUGUGCACAAACACACACAUUUCUUUUUCAAGAUCUGGAUUGGCCAUGAAUGAUGAACCUCCAUUGAACAGUGACUCAUGCCUUCCAGUAGUGUAAAGAUGUUAUUGUUGUCAUCCAUACUUCAUUGUACAGUUUUACUAUUGAAACAGGGUCGAGCUAUUGAUGAUGUCAUCCCAUUUAGUCCACUGUCAUCUUGGAAUUGUACAGUUGUAGAUAUAUUUUUCCAGAAUUUAAAUGCCCAUAAUUAAGGGUGCAUAUAACACACGAGUGCGUAUCAUACACGAAGAAAUAAGUCUUUUGUACAUUGGCCAAUCGGAAGGGUGCUAAUUGAGAUUGUUCACUAGCCAAUAUAUUAGCAAAUAUUGCCAUGGGCACCUAGUAGAGCAGGGCGCUUAUUACGUCGAAUACGGGAUUUCUUAUACACGCGGACUGCACAGGAAACCUGUGUGGAAUACUGGGGAACACAGAUCAUUAGUCCAGGUACAGUUGACACUAUGUGUCAUAUUGCAUUGUUGGGAUAACUUGGAUCUUUGCAACUGCUUUCAAUCACUGGUUUGCCUGGUGUCAGUUAUUUACCGUUUGUCAUGACGUUAAACAACAUUCACUCACUUUACUGGCUUUCAUUUUAUUGGUAAAAUAUGCGUAUUCUUCAGAGUAAGUAAUGGCUGACCCAGGUAACAUCGUACAUGUACAUUAUCACCUGGAGAAGAAUCCACUCAGCUUAUAUUAUCAUGUGUAUCUGACUAUUUCAUACAACUGGCAAUACAUUACAAAUGAGGGGCAGUCGGGUAGCCUAGUGGUUAAAGUGGACCCGGGUUCGAUUCCCAACAUGGGUACAAUGUGUGAAGCCCAUUUCUGGUUCCCCCGCCAUGAUAUUGCUGGAAUAUUGCUAAAAGCAGCGUAAAACCAUACCCACUCACUCACUCAUAUGAAUGAAAUCUAACGUAUGUGAACAACUUUCAAGGGUUAUUCAUAGUUUGAAAAUAUGAAACAUUCAGUUGAAUAGUGACGAAUGGAGGUCAAGAUGUGUUUCAUACUUUUUUAAACUUGUGAACAUAGCAAACUUGCAUCGACUUUAUUGUUUGUAAUAAGGCUGGGACAAGUCCAGAUUAACUACCUAGGUACCGAACACCCUAUUACCCAACCCUACCCGUGUAUCCGUUGCAGGUCUUAAGAGUUGGUGAAAAAAAUCCAGAUAGGAAUUGUUUGACUGCAGCCCUGGCAAGAACUAUUUAGAUUCACGUAUAGAAUGUUCUGGUCAUGCGUACACUGGAGUUGACUGAAGCUUUGUCUUUAUUCAAGCAUAUGAAAGUCAGAAGGAAUGCGUGCACAUUCAGAAAGAAAUGUGAACAACUAUUCAGUACCCACCUGACCUGAGGACCUGAGUUACUCGUCCCAGCCCUAGUUUGUUACAAUGUUUCAAGGCUAGUAUUGCCCUAGUCCUGCACCAUGACCGUGGCAUAUAUUUAUUUUAUGAAAAAAAAAUAAUCUAGAAAUGUAUACAAAAGCAAGUCUAGCCAGCUCAAGCUAGCUCUAUUCCACUGAAAUCAGCAUAGGGAUAAAAAAAAAUAUUUUUAGAGUCAAGAAGGAUAUUGUGUAAUAUAAGAUUUCAGAGACUAAAUGUUAGUCUAGUAUUGCCCCUUCAACUGGUGAAUAGAAGAGCAUAUUUUGUACCCACAAGUGACAUCAGUGCCCGCAAUGGACAAUCUUGAUUGUCUCAUAUGUAUAUUGUUAUCCUCGUCAGCUGUUUGUUAUCACACUUAUAGCGCCCAGCUCACUUUCACUGUACUUAACUGGCUUCUCUCCCAUUAAAACUGUUGGUUAUAUCGCUAUCUUUGUACAGGAGUCCUACCUCGUGUAAACAUAACAGCAUGUAGAAGUAGUAACUAAUACACUUACUCAAUAUUCACCUGACAAGGGAGAAAGAAGUAGCCCUGAAGCGUUACAAACUAAACUGAAGUUCUUAUCCAUAAAAGUUUCAUGUCUUGAGGUCUUCCAACUUCUAAAUGCCUGCCAAAGACUUCAUAUAACCUUGUUUUCUGCUCUGUGUUUGAAUCAUUACUGUUCUAAUAAAUAUUUAUCAUUCCAGUCGUAAUAUAUAUUUAUCAUUAGCUGUAUAUGUGAGAAAUAUGAUGUACCACUAGCUUCCUGCAUCAAGGACAAGCAUGCAUUUUCUUGUUGACAUGUUUAACAUUGUAAUGAACAUUCCAUUGUAAGAAAAAACUAUUUUGAUAUUUUUAUUAUUCAAUAAACUGGUUUCUGUCCAA